Messenger RNA from Priapulus caudatus, 458 nucleotides. RefSeq lists its product as uncharacterized. Lineage: Eukaryota; Metazoa; Priapulida; Priapulimorpha; Priapulimorphida; Priapulidae. The transcript is spliced from 4 exons. Bases 90 to 458 code for a protein of 122 amino acids. The record is from RefSeq and is a predicted model, not a curated record.
AGGAGAGAGGAGAGAGAGAGAGAGAGAGAGAGAGAGAGAAAGAGAGAGAAACGUACGCACACAGACGCACGGCGAAGAACGAAGCGGAGAUGGAGGAGACGAGCGGACGGGCGACGAUUGCUAGGGAACGCACGGACACAGAAACUACAGACGAGGAUGCGGAGAUCGUUAUAGCGGACUUUGCUAGAAGCAUGACUGCGUCAACGCCUAUUGCCUCCCCUGCUCCCAGCAAGGCGAGUGUGGUGCGACGGCCGCUCGUCCGCCGUCAGCUGUCGUCGAUCGAGUGGUUGUCUAGAACCGGUGUCCAGGCUGCGACGUCCCUACACGUCAGCCACGCGCAGGUCCAGCGAUACUGUGCGUGCGGCGCACAGGGUUGUGUGCCGAUCUGCUUUCUUCAAAAACCCUGUCUGCUGGACGUGCUGCCACCGCCUCUGCAUCUCUGCAUCAUCAUUCUGUAG